AUGAACCUCCCUGAACACAAACUGCGUGAUUUGUUCUAUGCGAAGAAUUACAAAUAUUACGCCAAGUAUGAUAACUACGGAAGUUUCCAAAGGAGACACACGUCCUUCCAGAACAAUGGAAACGUGUGCUACUGCAACGCCUCCCUCCAACUGUUACUGUCGAUAAAACCGUUGUGCAUAUACCUGCUAAGCAAGUUUGAAAAAAUAUACGGAAGAACGAAAUCAAAAUCCAAGUAUAAGGGAGACAUACUGAAGGCACUCUUUUACAUUAUUGAAGAAACGUACAAAGUCGAAAAAGGAUAUUUAUGCACAGACAAACAUAUUAAUCUUUUAAAAAAAAUGAGAAAAUAUAAUAGCAGCAUAGUGAUCAACGCACAAAAUGAUGCACACGAAUUUCUGUUAAUGCUACUCAACUAUAUAAACGUUGAGUGUAACCGAGAUUCUAACUUUCCACCAAAUUUCGAAAUAACCCUGGACGAUAAAGAUAGCAAAGAAAAGGCAUCAGAAAAGUACUGGGUAAAAUAUCUAUAUAAAGAUAACAGCAUAAUAACAGACCUUUUAGGGUUCCAAAACGUCUCCAGCAUAACUUGCACACAUUGUGGACAUACAAGACACAGUUUUGAAUUCUGCCUAGACUUAGGGUUAGAGUUCCAAAGUGAGCACAUACAAAGUACAUCACUCAUUGAUUUGUUAAGGAGUAAUAUAAUGAAGAGCGAUGAUUUCUGCCUCUUAUUUUGCCCCAUUUGUAAAUCCAAACAAAAUAGCUCCAUUAAAAAAGGCCUCUACAGAAUGCCCAAUUUGUAUAUGAUUAUUUAUAUCAAGCGAUUUAAGUGGAGUUACGAGUGCACCAAUUAUUUCAAAAGUAGAGUGAAAAAAAUUGACACAACUGUUCUACUCCCAUGGGAUGGAUUAAUUGAUUUUACUUCCUUUGCUUACAUGUCCAACCAUGAAUCUUUAUCCAACUCGAAAUAUCUCAUCGAGAGCUUCAUUUGCCACAGCGGCAACAGUUACAACGGUCACUAUACAGCCGUCGUUAAACAUACCGAUGGAUUCUACAAAUGCAAUGAUGAAAAAAUGAAAAAACUUAGUAACCCCUUUAAUCCUGAAAAUAUUAGCGACAUUUACCUGCUCCUACUCAGGAGAGUUACCUAA
Molecule: messenger RNA, 1152 nt
Organism: Plasmodium coatneyi
Lineage: Eukaryota; Apicomplexa; Aconoidasida; Haemosporida; Plasmodiidae
Product: Ubiquitin specific protease
Exons: 1
Coding region: 1-1152 (383 amino acids)
Biological process (GO): protein deubiquitination
Molecular function (GO): cysteine-type deubiquitinase activity
Source: RefSeq, a predicted model, not a curated record